Molecule: messenger RNA, 492 nt
Organism: Camelina sativa (false flax)
Lineage: Eukaryota; Viridiplantae; Streptophyta; Magnoliopsida; Brassicales; Brassicaceae
Product: stress-induced protein KIN2-like
Source: RefSeq, a predicted model, not a curated record
ACUCCACUACCAGUUCAUCAUCAAACACAACUACAAUCAAUCAAAAAGCAGUCAAAGUUUAACCAAACACAUAACUUGAAGAAUAUGGACAACAAGCAAAACGUGAGCUACCAAGCCGGUCAAGCCACUGGCCAGACUAAGGAGAAGGCAGGUGGUAUGAUGGACAAGGCUAAGGAUGCUGCUGGUUCCGCUCAAGAAUCCUUGCAACAAACGGGACAACAAGUGAAGGAGAAGGCACAAGGAGCUGCUGAUGUCGUCAAGGACAAGACCGGCAUGAACAAAAACAACUAAUCACUUUCAACUUCUUUUUCUAAUUAAUUCCCCUCUUCGACAUAUGAUUAAUAAAUUGGGGGUUUUAAUUCUCAUUCCUGCCACUUUCUGAUGUUGUUUUCUUGUUUUCCUUUUGGAUGUUUAAUUAUGUAAUCUUAUCGAUAUAGUUAAUAAAAGUUUGUCAAAAAUAAUGAAAGCAAAAGAAGAUAUAAAGUAACACAA